AUGUUUCUCACAAGGACUGAGUAUGACCGAGGAGUCAACACCUUUUCUCCCGAAGGCCGUUUGUUUCAGGUUGAAUAUGCAAUCGAAGCAAUCAAGCUGGGAUCGACUGCGAUUGGGUUGAAGACCAAGGAGGGUGUUGUCCUUGCAGUUGAAAAGCGCAUCACUUCUCCUCUGCUGGAGCCUAGUAGUGUUGAGAAAAUUAUGGAAAUUGAUGACCACAUAGGUUGUGCUAUGAGUGGAUUGAUUGCUGAUGCUCGAACACUUGUUGAGCAUGCACGGGUGGAAACCCAGAAUCAUAGGUUCUCCUAUGGUGAGCCGAUGACUGUUGAGUCCACUACUCAAGCUCUGUGUGAUCUAGCCUUGCGUUUUGGUGAAGGUGAUGAAGAAUCCAUGUCAAGACCAUUUGGAGUAUCUCUCCUCAUUGCUGGACAUGACGAGAAUGGACCUUGCCUAUAUUACACCGAUCCAUCUGGCACAUUUUGGCAAUGCAAUGGAAAAGCCAUUGGUUCUGGUUCUGAAGGUGCGGACAGUUCUCUCCAAGAACAAUUCAACAAGGACCUAACCCUUCAAGAAGCCGAGACCAUUGCUUUAUCCAUUUUGAAGCAAGUUAUGGAAGAGAAGGUCACUCCCAACAACGUUGACAUUGCCAAGGUGGCUCCAACGUAUCAUCUUUAUACCCCCUCUGAGGUGGAAGCUGUGAUAAGUCGUCUAUGA
Molecule: messenger RNA, 714 nt
Organism: Sphenostylis stenocarpa
Lineage: Eukaryota; Viridiplantae; Streptophyta; Magnoliopsida; Fabales; Fabaceae
Source: the annotation of a GenBank genome assembly